Messenger RNA from Temnothorax curvispinosus, 577 nucleotides. RefSeq names its product probable oligoribonuclease. Gene Ontology annotation, cellular component: mitochondrion. Bases 31 to 552 code for a protein of 173 amino acids. The transcript has 4 exons. Gene Ontology annotation, molecular function: 3'-5'-RNA exonuclease activity; nucleic acid binding. The record is from RefSeq and is a predicted model, not a curated record. Lineage: Eukaryota; Metazoa; Arthropoda; Insecta; Hymenoptera; Formicidae.
ACAUCCAAAAAUACUAAUUAUAUUGUUUGGAUGGACUUAGAGAUGACUGGACUUGAGGUAGAUAAACACCAUAUACUAGAAAUUGCCUGCAUUGUAACAGAUAAAAAACUAAAAAUUGUUAGUGAGGAAUUGAAUAUUGUGAUACAUCAACCAGACACAAUAUUAGAAAAUAUGAAUGAAUGGUGUAAGGAAAAUCACACAAAGACAGGAUUAAUUGAGAACUCUCGCUCAAGUACAGUAUCAUUGGAAGAAGCUGAGAAGACAGUACUCGACCUUUUAAAAAAACACAUUCCCCAAGAUUCAUGUCCAUUAGCUGGAAAUUCAGUGUAUAUAGAUCGUUUAUUUCUGCACAAAUAUAUGCCAUUAGUUAACAAUUACUUGCACUACAGGAUUAUUGAUGUUAGUACAAUCAAGGAAAUUGCUAGAAGGUGGAAUCCAAAUGUAUAUAAUUCAGCGCCGAAAAAGAAACUAAACCAUAGGGCUCUGGAUGAUAUAAAAGAGAGCAUUAAUGAACUGAGAUAUUACAAAAACCACUUUUUUAAGAUGUCAUAAUUUAAUAAACAUAUUUAAUUUCUUA